Messenger RNA from Pristis pectinata (smalltooth sawfish), 3020 nucleotides. Its product is annotated as putative protein MSS51 homolog, mitochondrial. Lineage: Eukaryota; Metazoa; Chordata; Chondrichthyes; Rhinopristiformes; Pristidae. The record is from RefSeq and is a predicted model, not a curated record. The coding region runs from base 314 to 1645 and encodes 443 amino acids. The transcript has 7 exons.
CCCGUGGUCAAUACAAAGCAAAACUUACUACUUAGUCAACACUAAACAGGAGUCAUUGUUAGUGCUGGGAUGGCUCUGGUCCGACCCGGGAGCGAAUAGUCAUCGGUCCUGAGCUUUUCAGGAAAAACACUCCCUCUACACACGUGUUCCCAUCUGGAGAGAAAACCCAAUCGGAGUUGAGCCCCUGUGUAUUUUUGGAGUGAGCCCUUAGGGAAACCGAUCAACAGCACAUCUGGAGUUGCCAUUCAGUACCGGAGCCGCACACGUCGAGGAGGUGGGCAGAGCGAAUCGGUUACUGGAAGGAGAAAACACCAUGUCGCACCAAGUCAUUGAGAAAUCUACCUCCGAGCAGAAAGCAGAUGCCUCCUGCGCUGGGGGUGUCUACACAGAUACACUUGGUUUUGUUUCCAUGGAUUCCAAUGUUCCAGGACUCUCGAAGGUUAUCCUUCAGAAGUUAAAUAUGCAAAGUUACAAUGACUACAGAGCUGCUUUGGAGGGAAGAAAAUCCGUCUUGGAUUUUGGAAUCCGUUCUUACCAGGAGAUGUUUCAGAAGAUGGAGGAUACCUUCAAAUUCUGUGCAGAGUGCAAGAAGCUUCCGGAAGCUCUGCUGGACCAAAGGGGUCUUCGACGUUGCAAAAGAUGCCAGAAUGUCUACUACUGUGGGAAGGAGUGUCAAAGGAUGAGCUGGCCCCUGCACAAGAAAUUCUGCAAGAAACUAAAAUGGGCAGCAAUAGACAGGCUGCUGGAGUGGCUGGUUUUCACAGGUGACAUCCCUUUCCCCAGCGAAAACUGGACGAGGGCUGUCGGUGAGGUGAAAGGCUGGGAUGAUUGGUUCUUGAUGCAGGAGGACCUCGAUGCCAAGCUGAGUUCCAUUUUGCACUGUAAGCACAUGGACAUACUGUGGGAAAAUGCAGGGAAACCAAGGCCUGGAGAUGAUGAGCUCUUGGAAUCCAUCAAACAGGUGACCACUGACUUUCAGACCAGGCCAGUUACGAUUGGAUUUGCUCUUCACAGCUUUGGCAUUGACCCAUUAGAAAAGCCCCUCACCAUUCACGUCAUCGGGGCCUCUCAUACUGAGACCCUUAACGCCAGGCUGAAAGACUACGAUGAACUUGCUCAUAUGUUUCCGGGCAACGAGGGCAUUGAGGUUGUCAUGAUUGGGCCUGAGGUGGUGGCAGGUCCUACGAUAAGGCCUCCCUUGCAGACCUACGCUGGCAGGAGACGGGUGUACCUGAGUGGCUGGAAAGGGCUGUACCACGUGUACUGGGAGACCAUGGUGGAGUCAGAACGAGCUGCCCGGCCACACUUGGUGAUAGGAUUUCACCCAGGGUUCCAUGCUUCACAAGGCUUGACAGAAGGCUGGUUGCCAACGCUCCUGCUGCUGAGAGACUACAAGAUCCCUGCUGUCUUUACCAUGUAUAGUGACCAGGAGUUGAAAUAUUCUCUGCAGAUCCUCCACGAACUGGAAACCAGGAUCAUCAGCUACGGAACAAAUCCUUUUGCCUCGUUGAAACUAGAGCAGGUGCAGUCCAAUCCCAACAAACCGUUGGUCAGCAGCAACUCCACCUACCUGAUGUUCCACGGAUUCACAGAAUCCAUGGAGGGAACACUCACUGAGGACCUUGGACAAGAGGAUAACCUGUGAGCUCGGAAGGGGUGACAAGUAGUGCAGUGGGCGGAAGGGUUUUCUGUUGCUGUGAGAAACUAACUUGUUUUAUUUGAUGAGCCUCAUUAACCAUCUGCUGUUGUUUAGUUAAUAGACUCGCGCAGCACAGGAAGGGUCCAUUCGGUGUGCGUCCAAUCUCCUUGCUGGAGCAUUCCCCUCUCCACACCCUUCCCUCAAUCCUGCAAAUUUUCCCCAUCAGGUGUUUAUCCAGUUCCAUUCUGAACAUCACCAUUUAAUCUGCUUCCAUCCACAACCCACUCCGGAAGACCUUGGGCUAUGCCAGCUGCCUGGAGGGCCUCUCCUUGAUUACCAGUUCAGCUGCCAUUGGAGACAGUGUCUCAGCCCUUCAUGAUUCUGAAUGCCUCAAAUGCCAUCCUUACAGUCUGAGGUCACUGUUAGAAUGGGGGUUGGCUGGCAGAACGUUCUAUUUGUUAACUAGUAUCAGUUGUGCAUAAAAUUCACUGCUGAAUGAGUUCUCAUCCUGCUAUAACUGAAGUAUCUUUGCUGCAACGGUCUCACCAGACUGUUAGUCCAGCAAGCUAUAUGCUAGACUUGGCUAAAACAAGAUUUUAUGUAGCUGGAGAAUUUACUCUCCUUAAGUGAAGGGGAAUGAAAGCUACCAUCAUAAAUUGAGUUCACAGAAGCAAAAUCCAUUUGGUUUGCAGAUGUCCUUUAGGGAAGGUGAUCUGUUUUUUUUCUCUGAAGUACCUGUGGUUCCAAACUUAACCACAGAAGCUGCUUGAACUGGCCCAAAGUACCAUGCAGUUGCAGUUAGAGGUAGCCAAUAAAUGCUGAGCCUGUUAGCCACAGCCACACCUUGUGAGUGAAUGAAGCAGAUCUUGGGUGAUGUCAUUUCCUGUCCAAUAGCCAAUCCCCAAUCAGAACAGCACCACUUGGCCAGGAGUGGGAGGGAGAUGAACACUGAGGAAAAUCAUCAAUGGACAGAAACCAUGCAGAAGCUGAAAAGGAUGAAUCGUUCUUGAAAGGGAUCAUGUUGACAGAACUUUAUCUUCUCCAAAGGACUUGUCCAAUUUGAUUGGCUCUGAAAUCCUCUUAUAAGUAGCCAGAGAGUGCUUAGAAACUGCAAUGCCACCUCAUGGAAUCAAAGACAAGUGGAAGGUAAGCCAGGUAUAUACCUGAGAAAGAAAGGAAUGGAAGGUUAUACCUAAGGGGUGAGAUGGAGGAGGGUGUGAGGAGGCAUGUGUGGAGCAAAAAAAACAGCAGCUGUUCAUGGGCUGAAUGGUCUGAUUCUGUGCUGUCACAUUGUCAGUGCACACUUUAUGUACUUCAACAGGAUUCAGAACAGGAACUUUGUGGAAAAUGUCAUUUAUGUCACUGUUCCACUAAUAGCAUC